Messenger RNA from Purpureocillium takamizusanense, 724 nucleotides. RefSeq lists its product as uncharacterized. The record is from RefSeq and is a predicted model, not a curated record. The transcript is spliced from 3 exons. Bases 301 to 612 code for a protein of 103 amino acids. Lineage: Eukaryota; Fungi; Ascomycota; Sordariomycetes; Hypocreales; Ophiocordycipitaceae.
UUCUCGCUCGCUCGCCGCAUGCUACAUUGUCAAUCGUUUGGGAUUAGAAACGUUAUAUAAGACUGGAAGGAGUCCACGCCCCUUUCCACACCAGAAAAAUAAUCUGAGACCAAAGCCGCCAUUCUCGGCCUGUCUGACCUCCCUGAUCGCUCUUCAUACAAGACCUAAACCUCGUUCAUAAGCUCCACUAUCGAUCUUAUUCCAACUUCGACGACGUCUGCCGGCUACCGCCCUCCGACACCUCACUGUUUGCUCCACCUCUGGCUCACGGUGAUAGUUUACGGGUGGUAUUGAUCCAGCAUGGCUACUGCUUCCACAUACAGCCCAACCGAUUCGAAUGCGUCAAUCAGUCUGUCCUGGCAAGAACGCCUCGAAGAAAUCUGCCGCCAGGCAAAAUUACUUCCGCCCGUGUUCCAACUCGUUUCGGAUCGCAGGGGUGGACGCACAGCGUGGUCAAGCAGAGUCAUUGUACACGGCAAGACCGUAGAGGCCAGAUACUGGUACGACGGGAAGAACCUCAAUAACGCAAGAGAGGAUGCCGCCGAAUGCGCAUUCAACUGGCUGAGCGCCUCGAGCACGAACUCGUCGAGCCAGUCGUGGGGCUCCUGCUAAGGAGCUGCAUUAUUGCAAAGAAGAGCAUUCUCGCAAUUCGCGAUGAGAGCUGGCCUGAAUAUCCUGCUGUCGGAUUAGGAGCUGUGGUGUGUCUAACGUGCCCACUGGUGAC